Molecule: messenger RNA, 1968 nt
Organism: Cyprinodon tularosa
Lineage: Eukaryota; Metazoa; Chordata; Actinopteri; Cyprinodontiformes; Cyprinodontidae
Gene: dph1
Product: diphthamide biosynthesis 1
Exons: 13
Coding region: 58-1344 (428 amino acids)
Biological process (GO): protein histidyl modification to diphthamide
Molecular function (GO): 2-(3-amino-3-carboxypropyl)histidine synthase activity
Source: RefSeq, a predicted model, not a curated record
CAGCGAUUGGACGCGCCUUUCUGUCGCUCAUGCUUUCCUGUUUGGAAGUGAACAAACAUGGCGGCACCCGUAAGUGAAGUGCAGAUGGUCCCUGUGAAAAAGCCCACAGUCAGAGGCCCACGACGAGUGGCCAAUCAAAUUCCAGAUGAAAUCCUCCAAGAUCCCGAGCUACAGGAAGCCAUCAAAGUCCUGCCAACAAACUACAACUUUGAGAUUCACAAGACCGUUUGGAGAGUGAGGCAAGCAAAAGCAAAGAGAGUCGCCCUGCAGCUUCCAGAGGGCCUGCAGAUGUUUGCCUGCACCAUUGCUGACAUAAUCGAGAGAUUCACAGAGGCAGACACCAUCAUUAUGGGGGAUGUGACGUAUGGGGCCUGCUGCGUGGAUGACUUCACUGCACGUCCCCUGGGAGCCGAUUUUAUGGUUCACUACGGCCACAGUUGUCUCAUCCCCAUAGAUUCCACCGCAGGCAUUAAGAUGCUGUACGUGUUUGUGGACAUCCAGAUGGACAAUGCACACUUCAUGGACACAGUGAAGUUCAACUUCAAGCCCGGACAAUCUCUGGCACUUGUCAGUACUAUCCAGUUUGUGGCAGCAUUGCAGGCUGUGAGUUCAGCCCUGAGGCCAGAGUAUGAUGUGCUUGUGCCCCAGUGUCGGCCUCUGUCACCAGGAGAAAUUUUAGGCUGCACCUCUCCUCGCUUGGACCGCCAUACCGAUGCCAUAAUUUAUCUUGGAGAUGGACGAUUUCAUUUGGAGUCGAUUAUGAUCGCAAACCCAGACAUCCCUGCCUACAGAUAUGACCCCUACAGUAAGGUGUUCUCCCGCGAGUACUAUGAUCACAAGGCCAUGCGUUCUCUGAGACUGCAGGCUAUUGACAAGGCUCGACUGGCCCAGAGAUGGGGUCUGAUCUUAGGUACACUGGGCAGACAAGGUAGUCCCAAAGUCCUGGAGCAUUUAGAGUCAAGGCUUCAGAGUCUGGGCAAGUCCUUCACUCGGGUGCUGCUUUCUGAAAUCUUUCCCAGCAAGCUGGACCUGAUUCCAGACGUAGAUGCGUGGGUCCAGAUCGCCUGCCCACGCCUCUCCAUCGACUGGGGAACAGCGUUCUCCAAACCCCUGCUGUCUCCAUACGAGGCAUCUGUUGCUUUAAAGGAAGUAGACUGGAAGGAAGUAUAUCCGAUGGACUUCUAUUCCAAUCAAAGCUUGGGAGCGUGGACACCCAACCACCCUGAAAACCAACCAGCACGGUCCGCUCGGAGACAGACCCAGAAACAAAGCACGGAGCCAGCCCACCCUACCAGGACCUGUGAGCAGAGUCAGGGCGCCCUCUGUGGAUGUCAAAAGGAAUGACACUUCGUAACUGCUGCUGUCUUUGAUUCAUCUCAUGCCUGCCUGUAUAGAGAAGAGAAGGUCGAGGGGAGGGAGGGUCUGUCCAGACUAACACCAAGUGAAGCUGUAAGCCAGAAGAGUUAUUUGUCCUCAUUAGCAGGAUUUAGCAGCUAGGUUUAAUCCGUCUUCAUGACCCAGAAGAUCAAACAUACUCAUAGCUCAUUUUUCAGUUUUUGGUAAUAUGUUUCGUUUAAAUAGAGGCAAAUGAAUGCCCACCUGAGUUUUAGUUUUCAUAAUGGAGUUCUCUGCUCCUAAUCUACCUGUGCAGGAGGAACACGCUGCUCUUUUCUUUACCUCAUGCAUAUGCUUUUAUGACAGAGCGAGAAAGAGCUGGAUUUGACCUUGAGCAUGUUGUAUGGAAUAAAGUGCGUUAGCGUGGGCGUCUUUAGUCAAACGCAGCCCAUUUGUGAGAAAGCAUUGUAAUUUGUCUGGCAUUUCUCAUUACCUUACGACUCUGAGCCACUCAGACAUUUGAUGGAAGGCAUUUCAGUUGAUGAACAGUGUAAAUAUCAAAGAAGCAACAUUGUCUGUUUUUCUACUUUGCCUCGUCUUAUUUUAAUCCAAUAAAUCAAAAAUCAAACCUUG